AUGCUCAAGCCCUCCUCGGCUCUGAUGGGCGCCGGUCUCGGUUCCUCGUGCGCCCUGAUUACUGACGGCCGUUUCUCCGGCGGUUCCCACGGUUUCCUGAUCGGCCACAUUGUCCCCGAGGCCGCCGUUGGUGGACCUAUCGGUCUCGUCCAGGACGGCGACGUCAUCACUAUUGAUGCCGACAAGCGCAUCCUCGACCUCGAGGUCCCUGAGUCCGACAUUGUCGAGCGCCGCAAGGACUGGGAGGCCCGUAAGGCCGCUGGCCAGCUGCCCGAGACUGGUCUGACCAUGCGUGGCACUCUGGGCAAGUAUGCCCGGUAA
This is a messenger RNA of Penicillium macrosclerotiorum, 321 nucleotides long. RefSeq names its product mitochondrial dihydroxy acid dehydratase. Bases 1 to 321 code for a protein of 106 amino acids. The record is from RefSeq and is a predicted model, not a curated record. Gene Ontology annotation, cellular component: mitochondrion. The transcript has a single exon. NCBI's taxonomy places the organism in Eukaryota, Fungi, Ascomycota, Eurotiomycetes, Eurotiales, Aspergillaceae. Gene Ontology annotation, molecular function: dihydroxy-acid dehydratase activity. Gene Ontology annotation, biological process: branched-chain amino acid biosynthetic process.